UUCCCACGUUCUGCCCAAGCCCUGGGUCACGUGGCGAGGGAGCGGCCCCGCCCCCAUCCGCCGGAGUCCGCGCCGGAACGAAGCCUCCUGAGUGCGCCUGCGCGGCCCGGGCCCGAUCGCUGCUGCCGGGCUCAGGCUGCCCCACGCGGCUCGCGCCGCCGCCGGAAUGCUUUUCUAUUCAUUCUUCAAAUCCCUGGUGGGGAAGGACGUGGUGGUGGAGUUGAAAAACGAUUUGAGUAUCUGUGGGACCCUCCAUUCCGUGGAUCAGUACUUGAACAUCAAGCUGACUGACAUCAGUGUGACGGAUCCGGAGAAGUACCCCCACAUGCUGUCGGUGAAGAACUGCUUUAUCCGGCUCGUGGUGCGCUACGUGCAGCUGCCGGCGGACGAGGUGGACACGCAGCUGCUCCAGGACGCCGCGCGCAAGGAGGCCUGCAGCAGAAGCAGUGAUUUCCCCCCCCCCGCACAACACGCCCCCCCCCGCUGCAGGGGUGCUGGGUGGACCUCCCCUGCUCGGCAGCUCCUGCUACUAGACCAUGGGGCAACUGGUGCUCCCGGAUGCCUGGGUCCGUGGCUGCUCCCCCUCCUGGCUGGGAGCAGACCUGAUCGCGGUCCAGGAGCACGGACGCCUGGGUCCACUCUGCUCCCUCCAUGCUCUGGGAGUAGGAGCUGAGCCCCUAUCCAGGAGCCCAGAUGCCUGGGUUCUUCAUUUUCAUCCUAUGCAAGCCCCAGGCCUCCGGACUCCUGGGUUCUUCUCCGCUUUUGCUCAGGAGGGAACAGAAGAGCGGAGGGGAACCCAGGCACCUGGGGCCCUGCAUGGGGGCUCAGCUUCUACUCAAGAGAAUUGGGUGGGGGCUGUGCCCUUUCUAGGGCCCCGGAUGCCUGCGUUCAAUCCCCCUGCCCCCAGUAUCCCCAGAUCUAGGACACCUGGAUUCUGUGUGCUCCCUGAGCUGCUUAUCUCCCUGGGAUGAAUACGGGGCGGUUCCUAGGUUUGUUGUGUCCCUCCCGCUUGGGGAAAAGAUUUGGGGGGGGUCCCUUUAGUUCCGGUUGAAUCUCUCCACGCCCCUCUUUCACCUCCGGGCUAUGGCCAGUUAAGCCUCAUUUUUAUUUUUAAACUCUAAUUUCUCCCUGCUCUUUAUAGAGGGUGUUUAGUCCCCCCCCCCCCAUCUUGGGCAGGAGCAGGACUGAGCUUCUGGGUGCCGU
Dermochelys coriacea (leatherback sea turtle) is the source of this 1203-nucleotide messenger RNA. It is a transcript of the gene LSM2, whose product is annotated as LSM2 homolog, U6 small nuclear RNA and mRNA degradation associated. Lineage: Eukaryota; Metazoa; Chordata; Testudines; Dermochelyidae. Gene Ontology annotation, cellular component: catalytic step 2 spliceosome; P-body; precatalytic spliceosome. Gene Ontology annotation, molecular function: RNA binding. The transcript is spliced from 5 exons. The record is from RefSeq and is a predicted model, not a curated record. Gene Ontology annotation, biological process: mRNA splicing, via spliceosome. The coding region runs from base 167 to 673 and encodes 168 amino acids.